CUCCACUGCCGCCAACUCGUUACUCUUCAACCAAACUGCUGCACUGCGUCGCCGUCACUGUUCGAUCCCAAUCCAUCCUUCAUCCAACGCAGUGACGGCCUGGCCUGUCCCACCGCCCGCUCUGCUUUGUAACGGGCCCGUUCAAUCUCACUUUCAUCCCUUCUCCUGGUCCUCAAUCCGAGUUACGGUAGAGACAAUAAACACCCCCGCAUGACAGGAGUCCUCGAUAAACACUACCAUCUGUGCCUAUUGUUGCGAGCAAACAACUAUCCUGCAUCACCCGGCGUGUGUAGCCACAAUCACAAUGAAUAGUCUGGCGACGCCGCCUAUUCCUCCGCACUUCCACGAACAUACCCGUCUCUCUCCCAACCGAUCAAUGUCUGGCACCGCUCCGUCCCGGAAACGAAAAGCGUCGCCCUCACCCGACCGCGAUGAUGAAAUGUCGACGUCGCCUGCGAUCACGAACGCUCGACUACCUCAUACCUUGACCCCUUCUUCGAGAAAGAGAGCCCGCCCCAACCUGGCCGGUAGGGCGCUUUCGGUGGAUAGACUUCUUGAGACAUUGGAUCAGGAUGCCCUGAGGGGGGUGCUGAAAUCUGUGUAUGAUCGCAAUCCCGGUCUACGGGAUGAGAUCAUCCAAGUCAGUCCUCGACCGAGCAUCCAAAGCACGCUACAAGUCCUUCGAAAAUAUUACAACCGAUUGAUGGCGUCGUUCCCGCUGGACCCGAACCGAAAAUCCGAUUACUGCUACGAUCGAGUUCGAGGUCCAUACCAUGAAUUGCUUGAAGCCCUUGGCGAUUUCACGCCACACUUCUUGCCGCCCAACGAACAACAGUCCUCCACGUCGCUCGAGUACCUUAAUGGAGUGACCGACAUCAUACACGACCUUCCUGACUGGGACAACCCUCAACACAAUCUAGCCAAGCAAAAUGCAUAUGAAGAAAUCUCUAAGGCUUGGGCAAGUGUCAUUAGAGAAGCCAGCAAGAGAGGAGCUGGGAUCCAAUUACAAUACAGUGGCUGGGAAGAGAAACUGCGGGCGCACAAUGAGAAGAGUGGCGGUCGACUACGGGAAGCUUAUGAAGCGCUGGUCGAUGCUCUGGGCUGGCUGAGACCGAAUAACCAACCUCCUCAGCAACAACAACAGCAGCAGCAACAACAACAGAGCAUCAGGCAGCAACUUUUCUCCAACACAUAUGGUAUGGAACAGCCAACGAUCCGGACGGGAAACUGGUAGAACAGCAAUUAGCCAGAACGAGCCCCGGAGCAACAUGAAACCGCCCGCGGGCACAGCGCGGACAUCCCACACACCAGUGGCAUCCUGUCUAUGGAUGGAUCGGAUGGUCCUUAUUUUAAUGAGAGAAACGAAUUCCUUUUUGCGUCAUAGGGGCGGCAUGAGUAGGUUAGGCACUCUGCUUUUUUUCGGGGGAAAUGAAAACCGCACCCUACAUUUGUGUUUCUACACCAGCGUGUUUUGUGUUGCAUUUCGAGUUCUGUCGAUACUUUAAAUGGACAUACACUACCACCAUCAGAACAUACCUUCACAGCCAUUGCCAGAGGAGAACAAUUCAUUGACUCAAUGUUUUGCAUGCACACACAUGUGCACAUUUUUCUUUUUACAAUUCAUGAGUUCAUAUUGGAGUGCUGGUUUGGGUGGUGCGUUUGGUUUUGUUCGAGGUUAUGAGGCCUGUACCUGUGCGGGUGUCAAGGAACUCGGGAGGAUAUGCUGCUUGAUUGAGGCGUGAAUUCAUUCAUUUCUUUUUUCCGAACUUGAAGCAUGCGCCACAAGGGCCCCUUUUUCAGUCCCAGAGAUUUCUGCAGCACUGCGGUGCAGCAUGGCAGAGUUUCCCGUCUUUGUUGAUACCACCGAAUGCGAAUCGAAUUGAAUUGGAUUGGAUUUUAAUGUUGUGAACUUUCCCAUCAGAAGUUUCAUUGCACCUGAUACUAAUACUGGAGUCUUUUCCUUUGCCUUUUAAUAGUGAUCGUGAUAUAUUACAGCAAACACAUAGGUAGUGUAGCAUGGUACUAGGAUGGCAUGUCAGGCCCGA
Messenger RNA from Exophiala dermatitidis NIH/UT8656, 2045 nucleotides. RefSeq lists its product as uncharacterized. NCBI's taxonomy places the organism in Eukaryota, Fungi, Ascomycota, Eurotiomycetes, Chaetothyriales, Herpotrichiellaceae. The coding region runs from base 305 to 1234 and encodes 309 amino acids. Gene Ontology annotation, biological process: nuclear protein quality control by the ubiquitin-proteasome system; proteasome localization. The record is from RefSeq and is a predicted model, not a curated record. The transcript has 2 exons. Gene Ontology annotation, cellular component: nucleus.